GGUACUUCAUGAACUACUUGCCAGUCGCACACCAGAUCUGUUGAACAUGAAUUCUACCCAGGAUUCAGUAGUACCGCAGAUCCAGAAAUAUGUCGGUAACACCUAGAAUUGCAAUUGCACCAUUCAAGAGAAUCGCUCUCACAAAGUCACUCAUUCCAAGUACCUACAAGUACGCAGCCCAACGACCCCGCUACUAUUCCUCUCUUCCUCCCACAGCCCGACUCAACAUCCCCACGGAUUUCUCUACCACUCCUCUUCUCGCCCACAGACCGCAGUCGGCGCUCCAGAAUAAUGAGUUGGAGGAGGAGGUCAGGAAUGGGACGACGCAGCAGAUGAACCUAUUCCAAUCCAUCAACGAUGCUCUGUCCAUAGCCUUGGCUUCCGACGAUUCAGUCUUGUUGUUCGGAGAAGACGUUGCGUUUGGGGGCGUUUUCCGAUGUAGUAUGAACCUGGCCGAGAAAUACGGGACAGAAAGGGUCUUCAAUACCCCAUUGUGUGAGCAAGGGAUCGUUGGAUUUGCAAUUGGCGCGGCGGCAGAGGGAGCAAAGGCCGUUGCGGAAAUCCAGUUUGCGGACUACGUAUACCCAGCUUUUGAUCAGCUCGUCAACGAAGCUGCAAAGUUCAGAUAUAAGGAUGGGCAGGCUGGUCGGAACGUUGGUGGGUUGACAGUGAGAAUGCCAUGUGGUGGUGUUGGUCAUGGAGCACUGUUCGUCGUUCAAGUCUCCCCAGUUUGGCCCUACUAAUAGAUUUCUUGCAGAUACCAUUCUCAAUCUCCUGAGAGUCUGUUUACUCACAUCCCCGGCCUCCGCGUCAUAAUGCCCCGCUCCCCGAUCCAAGCGAAAGGCCUCCUCCUCUCCGCAAUAGCUAGCAAAGACCCAUGUAUAUUCAUGGAACCCAAAGCCCUUUACCGUGCAACCGUAGAACAUGUUCCAACAGCCCCCUAUACUCUACCCCUUUCCAAAGCCGAAAUCUUGAAAGAAGGAUCAGACUUGACAAUCGUCUCCUAUGGACAUCCUCUCUACACAUGCAGCUCCGCGAUCGAAAAAGCAGAGAAGGAUUUCGGUAUCAGUGUAGAAUUGAUAGAUUUACGGACUGUGUAUCCAUGGGAUAAAGAAACUGUUUUAGUAAGUGCUAGGAAAACGGGAAGAUGUCUUGUUGUUCAUGAGAGUAUGGUUAACGCCGGUAUUGGUGCGGAAGUCGCGGCUAGUAUUCAGGAAGAUAAAGAAACAUUUAUCAGAUUGGAGGCUCCAGUCAUGAGGGUUGCGGGGUGGAGUACUCAUAUGGGUCUUUUGUAUGAAAGGUUCAAUAUUCCGGAUGUUGCAAGUGAGUUUCUUCCUUUCUUGGAUCCUGAUAUGGGAAAUUGGAAUGCUAAUUGGCCGUAGGGGUUUACGAUACUAUCAAAAAAGCGAUUGAGUAUUAAUGAUGGUUUUUUAUGAUGGCAAUUCUUUGGGGAGUGGGCAUUGGAUGGCGUUAAGAAUUGAAAGACUAGGCAUUCGCAUUUGACGAAAGGCUACUCGAUUAG
Molecule: messenger RNA, 1522 nt
Organism: Hymenoscyphus albidus
Lineage: Eukaryota; Fungi; Ascomycota; Leotiomycetes; Helotiales; Helotiaceae
Source: the annotation of a GenBank genome assembly